GAAUGCUUCGCAACAGCUAUUUUGUUUCGUGUUUAUUUCUCCUUCUAAUUGCUUACUUAUUCAUAAUAGGACUGCUUAUCCAGUCCAUCAUGUUUACUGCGACUACCGUUAUUCGUCAAGUUAGAACUACAGUCCCAUUAGGGCUUCGAAUAACCUCUGCGCGUUCCAAACAUUUUCUAGCUAAUGUACCGUUAAAGAAGCGAGGGGCUGACAAUGUAUCUUCCGACGAAUUGAAAGGAAAGAUGAUAUUGCUUUACUUCUCUGCGGGAUGGUGCCGGUCGUGUAAAAUGUUCACACCUAAGCUCAAGAAGUUUUAUGAAGAACUAGACGAAGAGAAGCGCAAAGAUAUUGAUGUGGUUUGGAUUUCUCGGGACAAGGAAGCUCCUGAUCAGUUAGAAUACUACGAGAAAGCCAUGCCGGCCUGGUACUACAUCCCAUUUGGAGAUCAGAACAUUCAAGGCUUCGUGGAAAAGUACGGCGUUAAAGUUAUCCCCGCUUUAAAGCUAGUAAACGAUAACGGAGAAGUGCUGGAUGAUAGAGUUCGCUCAGAUGUUGAGGGAUGCUCGAAGGGGGAUGCGUCCAAGUGCUACGAUAAAUGGAAAAAGGAGUUUUAACCAGCUCGCUAUGUUUGCGUUUAUAGGAUUAUAUAAAGCAUUGUAGAUUAGAAGUGACUGAAGAGUUUCACACAAUUGUAGCAAGUUGAUACACUUCCAACUUUGACAUCAUACUCCUUACUGAUUGCGUUUCAAAAAUCAUUCUCUAUUGAAGAAUAACUUGUCGAUAAGAUAUUUCCGAUUUUGCUAGAUAAACAUAUCAGAUAA
Messenger RNA from Cylicocyclus nassatus, 821 nucleotides. The record is from the annotation of a GenBank genome assembly. NCBI's taxonomy places the organism in Eukaryota, Metazoa, Nematoda, Chromadorea, Rhabditida, Strongylidae.